AUGCAGGCCAUCACUCUUCCAUCCGCCCGAGAAUGGAGAGUUAAGGAUAACGAUGUCGUAGUUCGAGGCCAUAUUCCAUGCAUCACGAGAACUAAGGGAUUUCUGUUUGAUAAAGUGACUGAUCUCAAGCCACGUUUCCUCACGUUGACUAAUACGGGAUUGCUCAUCAUUUACAACAACGACGAUAAAGGACAUGUAGUCAAUGUUAAAGAUGCCAAGAUAAUGACAACGAGGACAGACCACUUCCGAAGGAAUAAACAAGCAUACCGUCGUUGCGUAACGAAGUUGAAAUUCAAGCACGGUUCAGUGUCUUUGAUACUCUUCAACAAUUGUAUUCCCGCAUGGAGAAAUGCGAUUAUAAAAGCACAUGAUGGUUUGCUAAAUGGUCAACUACGUUUCACUGGAACCCAUCGAAAAUCCCCAACACCAAUACCACCAGUGGAAAAUCCAAUCAUAAAGGAUAUCGAAGUUGCUCAAGCGGAACAACAGCCUCCCACUUCUAAAUCUCCCAGUUGUCAAGAUUCGGCGGCGAGCAUCAUUACCUGUGUCGACGCAGAGUGUGUGAUUCCAGCAGAAGAGGCUAGCAGUGAGGUCACGGUAGACAUGCCAGAAGAUAAUGAACCAAUUACUGUUGUCGAAGCACCUCGAAUCAAGGUUCCAGCCGCAAAGCGACUUCCUAGCGUUGUUGCUAGCUCGAAUGAUGAUAGUCAAAUGGGUACAUUCGAUCCAACUGUAUGCGACCUAUCGUAUCAGUGGUUACACAAGAAGACAAAACAGAGUAUGAAACACGCAAGAAAGUGCAACACAGUUUCAUCGAACAGUGGUUUGUUCACAGAAACAACUGAGGACGAUGUGAGCAGAAAGGAAUCUGUGAAGUCAGUACGAUGUGGAUACACAUCAGUGGCAACGUUGCGAAAGAGACUGGAGGCUAAGAUAUACGCGAAAGAAAUCAGAGAUGAAAAAAAGCCAACUCACAUUCGUAAUUUUGCACUAGAAAGGACUAAAAUCUCCAACGGCAACCCUGCUCAAACGGAAAGAAUACCCACCAGGAAGACAGCAUUAAUGGCUUCUAAUAUAUUACCACCGAGACCGAAAAUUCGACGCCUUCGACACCUUGGUAGAUCUCGAUCUGAGUCCAACAUUGCCAACAUGGAAACACGGCGGCUUAAUGAAGUACAAGCAAUGAGAUCAUGUGAUGAUUCUCUUCUCGCACGUUCCGAGAAGCACAAUUUUACGAAGAGUCCUCCGCAAGAUUGGAGGACUUCGGGCGUUAGGCUCGAUAAGUACUACUCUAAUCAAUGGUGGGCACAACCGUUGACAGCAUAA
Messenger RNA from Angiostrongylus costaricensis, 1326 nucleotides. NCBI's taxonomy places the organism in Eukaryota, Metazoa, Nematoda, Chromadorea, Rhabditida, Metastrongylidae. The record is from the annotation of a GenBank genome assembly.